GAUGUAAAACCGGGACUGUUUACUAUUUUCCUUUUUAGGCAAAAUACCUGAUUGGGACUCGCAAAAAGGGUAACUGCCCUGCUAUCUACAUCACCGACGCGGUGGUAAGGGAGGUGGUGAUGGUGAUACUGGGCCAUAGAAAAGAGGACUUCCAUACAACUAAUAGCCCAAAGUAAGGGCAAAGAGUCAAGCUGCCAGAUAUCACACACAAAGAGAUACUGUACCACAUUAAGAGCUGCCUGUGCGAUCAAUACAAUGUUCAGCAGUACUAACGCAAAUCAUGCUAUAUUAAAAACUCCUCCCAGAAACACCUUGAUACCACUAAAAAAUCCAGAUUAUCUACUCCAUGAUUCCAAUGAAUUAAAGAGUAGCACUAACAAUUCUGAUAAUGCCGACAAUCCCAAUAAUAUAAUAUUGUUGAGUCCCGAAUAUUCACCAAAAAAAAGAAUAUUGAACACAAAGAAUGAUAUAAUCCAUUAUGAUAAAAAUCUAAAUAAAAGAAAAAUAUUUCCUAUCAAAAAAUCAAAAAUUGGAAUGGGUCAUUUUACCCCGAAUUUUAAGAGUAAGUUAAAAUUCAACACCAAUAUUAAAUUCAGCUAUCCCAUUACCCCAACGACAAAUAAAAAAGAACACAAUAAUCCCUACAAAGAUAUAGACAAUGACGAUAACAUUGGUUUAGAUUUGUCAAAAAAUUUGCUUGAUCCGAUCAAUGAUAAACAUAUUAAAACUCCAAAUGAUAGGAUCAUUGAUAAAAAAUCUCUUAAUCUCAACAACAAUAAUGAUAGUUUUGAUCACAGCUUUAACAAUUAUGGUAAUCUUUUUGACCCAAAUGAGGAGUUAUUAUUAAUCAACAGGAAAGGAGAAAAAUUCAUUAAAAAACUAACUAGUCGAGAAAAAAAAAUUAAACCGAAAAACUUACUAAACCAGUUAUUAAAAGCGCGCGACGACGACGACGAUGAUGAUGAUGAUGAUGAUGAUGAUGAUGAUGAUGAUGAUGAUGAUGAUGAUUAUAGAAAUGAAGUAAAUCCCAACAAUAUUGUUAAUAAUAGUAGUGAGGAUAUUAAACAACUUGGAUUUAAAUUAAAUACUCAAUUCGAUGAAAUCGAUGAACAGUUGGGAAUAGGAAUGACUAUUGAAGAAAUUUUUCAAAAUAAAAAUCCAAAAUCGAGCAGACGGAUCUUAGUAUUUAAAGAUAAAAACUCAGACUCAAAUUCUGAAUCUGAAUCUGAAUCUGAUGAUGACGAAUAGUAUUUGAAAUAUUACCGCCAAUAGAUUACCCAAUACGCUUGAGUAUCCAUAUUCAUUUAUUUUUAUUAAUAAGCUUUGUUGUGCUAUAUUAUAUUUUUCGCUGAUUUCCUUCACAUAUCCUCUGUUUUCUCUUUAUUUUUAAUUUUCUUAAUAGAAACCACCAGAUUGGGCUAUGUAUUUUGUGUGCCUGGACAGCGUAGGAGAAGCGUUGUGCUA
Ascoidea rubescens DSM 1968 is the source of this 1464-nucleotide messenger RNA. RefSeq lists its product as uncharacterized. The transcript has a single exon. Bases 256 to 1248 code for a protein of 330 amino acids. The record is from RefSeq and is a predicted model, not a curated record. NCBI's taxonomy places the organism in Eukaryota, Fungi, Ascomycota, Saccharomycetes, Ascoideales, Ascoideaceae.